AUGCUACCUUCGCCCUCCACAAGCAGCUCUGCACAAUACGAGCAGAUCUACCAACUAUCCGAAGCGGUCCUACAAAACUCUCAGAAGAGGUCCCUAUCUGCCCCAGACGGUUCUGCGGCAAUUCUAGAUUCCCGUUCCGACAUCGACGAACCUCCGCGUUGUCUGCAAGGACAAAAGAGAAAGAGAUCUUGGGCCGAUACCAAGGGGCAGCAACGCAGACACCGCAAAAAGAGGCGAAUAUCUGGGGUCACCGCAGACGCGUCCGGCGCAACUAGUCCGGUAUCCAGCGAACACUGCGAGAGACACGGCACGGAACUGUAUCUACCGAUAGCGUCACCAACAACAUCACCAGUAGCAUACUGGGCGCAUACCGCGCAGUGGCCUGCGAACUUCACAGCAAUGAGUCAGCAGGAGAGCGGCUCGUCCAGAAAACGGCCCCCAGGUUCAAGCUAUACGCAAAGCUACAAGGAUGGAGAAGUACCGAAGGCGCACUCUGCCGCAUCCGAGAAAGUUCUGGCUGGGCAUGGAGUGCACAUUGACGAGUUGCAGGGGCUAUCGCACGUACAGGAAGAGAGCAAGUCAUACUGCAAACGCCUGUUACAAAGCACCUAUCCGGAGCCACAACACACGGCAUUUCCACUGUCCAAAUUCUUAUCAGUGUGGCAGCGAGUGCAAAAUCGCAACGAGGCGAGGAUUUGUCGAGACCUCACACCGCUGCUGGUGCCGUCACCGGAGCUGCUGUCGAUCUGUGGCCAGCAAGAGCUGGAACAUGUCGUGGAAGACAUCGACACAGAGUGGGUGAGGUGUAAGACGCUCGGAGGUCCUAGACCGAAACCUGAUCUGGCGAUUGGAAUUGCCGUGUCCGCUUUCAGCGAAGAAGAGUUGGCGAAGUUGCAAAACCACACGGCAUUCGAGCGCGCCACACUGUUCACUGACAACCUUUAUUUCCCGUUUCUGCUUUGUGAGGCUAAAAGCGCCGAUGUAGGGAUCAGUGUGGCUGAUCGUCAAAACAUGCACAGCAGCAGCAUGGCGGUGAAUGCCAUCAUACAACUUUAUCGUGCUGCAGACGAAGCGCAAGUGCCGGAAUUGAGUGGGCGAAUUCUGGUGUUCUCGGUCUCGCAUGACAGCGAAAGGGUGAAACUGUACGGUCACUUUGCUAUCAUCGAUGGAGAAAAGAUAGCAUUCUAUCGAUAUCCUAUUGAGUCCUUCGUGCUGAACUUCGAAGCAAGUCAGGGCAGAAAGAGGACGCACGACUUCGUGCGAGAGAUCUACCACACGUUCUAUCCAGCGCAUCUGAAGAGGAUUCGUGACGCUCUGGCGGCCAUGAAGGAUCCGCGGAACGUGUCAAUGACUUCCAGCAUGAGCAUUGAGGAAGAUGAAUCUCAGGAGCAAGACCCGAGCGCUCGGUCCUCUCAGGGAACUGCAGGGUUUAAGAAACCCGGUAAUCCUGCCAGUAAGAAGCAAAAGGGCGAAAUAGCCUUUUUACGAGAGCAGAUGGCAGAACAACAGAGGCAGAGCAAGGAGCAGAUGGCGCUGUUGGAGAGACAGAUGACGGAACAACAGAGGCAGAGCAAGGAGCAGAUGGCGCUGUUGGAGAGACAGAUGGCUCGGCAGGAGGAACAAUACAAGGAACAAAUCAAAUUGCUGAAGCAUUUACUCGAUCAACGAUAA
Lithohypha guttulata is the source of this 1671-nucleotide messenger RNA. RefSeq lists its product as uncharacterized. Bases 1 to 1671 code for a protein of 556 amino acids. The transcript is spliced from 2 exons. Lineage: Eukaryota; Fungi; Ascomycota; Eurotiomycetes; Chaetothyriales; Trichomeriaceae. The record is from RefSeq and is a predicted model, not a curated record.